Molecule: messenger RNA, 2832 nt
Organism: Fonsecaea multimorphosa CBS 102226
Lineage: Eukaryota; Fungi; Ascomycota; Eurotiomycetes; Chaetothyriales; Herpotrichiellaceae
Exons: 1
Coding region: 1-2832 (943 amino acids)
Cellular component (GO): cytoplasm
Molecular function (GO): metal ion binding; glycerophospholipase activity
Source: RefSeq, a predicted model, not a curated record
AUGGCCCAGCAAGUCCACACGCUGGGACCUACGUGUGCCUUCUAUGAGGACGACCCUGAUGACACUUCCACCGACGCAUUAACUCCCCCCAAGGUCAAAGCUCAAUUCUUCUACGUGUCCUCGCUCCCGAUUGAUGACCCUCUCUCCCCUCUGCCCCCAGUGACUGCGGACAAGGCCACUGAUCUUCCUCCUCAACCGUUUUCGGUCCGGGACAAUGCUGCCUUGGAAGAAGCAUGGCAGACCUUCCAGAAAGUCGAUGAAGCGGCCUACGGUGAAGAAGGAGGCAGCAGAAAGAGGAACUUGGCACAAGGAAUAUUCUCAUUUUCACAGCUCCGAGAUGGACAGGACGCCAGAGGGCAAUCACAAGCAACAAAGUCCGGUCGCUCUAGGACCAAAGGCACUUCGCGUGGCCGUACACGUGUCAGCCCCAUGUCACCUUCAUCAGGAUCCGAGGUCAUGCUGGAACAUGCUCACAGUGAUUCAAAAGUCGAGGCUCAACCGGUGGAUGCCGAAGAGUUGCGGGAGAAUGCCGAGCUCCAGCAACAGCCCAGCAAGGACUCGAGCAAACAAAAGAGGCGAUUUUCGCCCUUUCAUCGCCGACACAAGGAACGCAAGGACAGCCGCGAUACUCUCCCUAAGCCCGCCGAUCUGGACCAGACGGCUACACCUGCAACACAACCCCCACCGGACCCUUCUUCUGACAUCAGCGGUCGCCCAUUCGCACGCGCGCCUAGCGGGCGCAAUAUCAAUGCUGCGCUAACCUAUGAACCGGGGGGCACCUAUUCGGAUGAAUCAGAAGCUGAGUCUAGAAGUCGUUCUCAAAGUCCCGGUCGGCGUCGCAAGAAGGAAAAAGAAAACGAGAAAGCUUAUGUCCCGGUCGGCGUAUCUCGUCUGCAUUUGGUUGAAAUGCCCGACCUUGUCAUGAAACCGAUAUACUGGUCUCCCAUCAACGACACAUCCAAUGUGAUUCGGGCCACUUGGUUCUACAAAGACACCAUGUUACCUGUUCCAGCUGACGUGGCAAAUCGUCUAGAAAUCGGUUACGAAUAUAUAAAGCCCUUUGGCCCCGCUUACCAAGAAGAAAUGCAGGCCUGCAUUGAUAAUGGUGCUUCUGCGGAAAUGAAGGUGGUGUAUAAGCUGUGGCCUGACGAGCCGAAAUCUAGCAGGCCCUCAACUGCUGUGGAUAUGAAGGAAACCAAUCAGAGCGAUAGUCAGCGGAAGGGGAGCAAAGACCUCCCAGACACUGUCCAGAAUGCUGCUGCAGACCCUCGACAUACCCCGGACAAACGGCUCUUUGCAACUCACAGCGUCAUCUACACGGAUGCUCGGAAUGCUCAAAUCUUGAAGCCUAACCUGCUUCCUUCCAUCACACAGAAUCGCCGCCCGCUGAGCUCCCUUCGGAAAGGGAGACAGAUCGGCGUGGCAGUGAUCCGUGGGUUUGACCGCAAAGCAUGGUUGAAAAUCCAUCCCGACCCCAAACUGGAUGCUAAAGCUGCUCAUGCGAAGGUUGGAGCCUAUUUGUCCCAAUCAGGAGAUGCCACUACCCGAGGACGCCGAAUGUCAUGCGCAGCAUGCGAACAAGACAGUAAAGCGCCCAAGGUUACUGACCUUGUCUUCGUCAUCCACGGUAUUGGGCAAAAGCUAUCAGAAAGAGUAGACAGCUUCCAUUUCACGCACGCCGUGAAUGGUCUGCGACGGGAAUUCAACGUUGAACUGGCAAGCGAAGUCGUCAAAGGAAAUCUGAGGCAUGGAACAGGCAUCAUGGUCCUACCCGUAAAUUGGCGGUUGACCGUCUCAUUCGAUGAGGACAUCAAGGCUGCUUCUGAAAGCACCGAGAAUAAAUACGCUUUGAAGGACAUCACUCCGGAUACUCUCCCCGCCGUGCGAUCCAUUAUCAGCGACGUCAUGCUGGAUAUUCCCUACUAUAUGUCACACCACAAGGAGAAGAUGACCUCGGCCGUCAUCAGGGAAGCCAACCGGGUCUACCGACUUUGGUGUCGCAAUAAUCCAGGGUUCGAAGACUAUGGCAGGGUGCAUCUGGUUGCUCAUUCCCUCGGCUCUGUCAUGGCGAUGGAGAUUCUCAGUCAACAGCCUACUCGACUUGGCAAGGACAUCAAAUUUGACCCCAAAAGGCCGAGUGAGAAGAUCUUCGAGUUUGACACAACCAACAUAUUCUGCUGCGGGAGUCCUUCGGGUUUCUUCCUGCUUCUCCACAACGCCAAUCUAGUCCCGCGAAAAGGCAGGGACAAACCUGGGAUGCAAGGAGAUGAUCGGCAAGCAGGAAUUGCCAGCGAAGCAAAAUAUGGAUGUCUUGCCGUCGACAACAUCUAUAAUAUCGUCCACAGAAACGAUCCAAUCUCCUACCUACAAAAUGCCUCCGUGGAUGAACUAUACGCAAAGUCCCUUCAACCGGCAGUCAUACCCAGCGCUAGUGUCAGCUUCAUGACACGCAUCGGACACAGUCUACGUUGGGCAUCCGGUACCACAGGUGAUCCGUACUCUGCCAUCGCUUCGCCGGCCCGCCCACAACUCACCCAGAUGCCCAGCACCGUGGAACUGGAGACGCACAAUUUCACUCGUGAAGAAAUUGCCGAGAAGCGCAUGUAUCUGCUCAAUGACAAUGGGCAGAUUGAUUGGUUCUUGUCAGCGGGCGCCGGCCCCUUGGAAUUCCAAUACUUGAACAUGCUCAGCGCGCACAGUAGUUAUUGGAUUUUGCAGGACUUUGUCAGAUUUUUGGUUGUGGAAAUUGGUAGAGAGCCUGGGAGAGGUAAAACACUGCCGGCGCUGAGGGCGGUCAAGAGGCGCGAGUAUAAGAGGGCGGAUAUUCCUUGA